This is a messenger RNA of Arvicanthis niloticus (Nile rat), 339 nucleotides long. Its product is annotated as WAP four-disulfide core domain protein 18-like. Gene Ontology annotation, molecular function: serine-type endopeptidase inhibitor activity. Lineage: Eukaryota; Metazoa; Chordata; Mammalia; Rodentia; Muridae. The record is from RefSeq and is a predicted model, not a curated record. Gene Ontology annotation, cellular component: extracellular region. Gene Ontology annotation, biological process: innate immune response; antibacterial humoral response.
AUGAAGACAGCUACAGUCUUGCUUCUGGUGGCUUUGAUUGAUACAAACAUGAAUAUUGCUCUGUCUUCUCCCAAAAAAUUAGAAAAACCUGGAGCUUGUCCCAAGACUUCCCCAAUAGGAGUUAGCAUUUGUGUUGAUAAAUGCUCAGGAGAUCAAUCGUGUCCUGGCAAAUUGAAGUGCUGUCCCAGUAACUGUGGUCAUAUCUGCAUACCUCCUGUUUUUAAAGUCUCCUGGAGCUGCAUUUAUUUAGUGGAUGAUGAUGGAGAAGCAGGUAUGGUUCAGGAGUUCCCCAUUGUAAAGCAAUACAACAUCCUGCAGCAGUGGAUGUCAAAGCCCUGA